Ectocarpus sp. CCAP 1310/34 is the source of this 1882-nucleotide messenger RNA. NCBI's taxonomy places the organism in Eukaryota, Phaeophyceae, Ectocarpales, Ectocarpaceae. The record is from the annotation of a GenBank genome assembly.
CCCAAUGAUUACAAUUUCAUCUGCCAUCAAAUCGAUUUGAGCACAGUCCAGACUGAGCCCAAAGUAAGCCCGCCUGACGUUCUACACCGUGGGGCCGUGACGAGCUUACUGAGCAACAAGCCGUUGAUUAUUUUUUUGUCCGCCGCAUCGGCAGCUUCAGCAGCAGCAACAGCAACAAUCUGGUUCUCACCUACAGCUGUGACGGCAAGUUUCCCGACUGUUUCGACCUCCACCGAAAUAUCAAAUAUGUCCCGAGCCUUUUGUCACCAGCUUCGGUACAUUUUGGCUACGCUGUCAAAUGAGAGAUAGCCCAUGCACAAUGCCGGAAGAACAAGACGUCGUUUCUUCGUCUCGGAAUGACCAACGCCGCUGAUCUGACAUCGACGGGUUCACCACGAGCCGGCGCCGCUUGUUCCUUACAAGAAAUCAUAUUCCUAAGCUACUCAAUAAUUGAGCGUUUCAAGAAGACGAACCACAACGGAACGAGUUUGAGGUCUUCACGCGGAUUCCUACACCGCUCACACCUGGUGAGUCAAAACUUGGGUACGAAAACCAAGGAAGGGCCUCCAGCACAACGGAAGCCCCCGCCAAGAUCGUUGCUGCUCUUAUCUCUUGGAUUAUGUACCGCGCCCAGGGAUGAUACCGGCUUAGGAUGAUUUAGGCGAAGGUGAUUAUUACCGUCGUUGGAAUCAUCAGCAAGUCGAGCGCGUCUGGAUGGCCGUAUCUGAGUAGUCAAACAAGGCCGAAGAGUUCGAUGAGGCCAACACGUUGACGGCGCACAUAAGACUACAACCUCUCGCGUUUUUCCAUUUCCCAUGGAGCUACCGCUUUUUUUUUGCGUUCGUUUUUUUUUUUUUUGCGGUGAACAUGAAUGGUGGUCGAGUAGAUUAUGUUGUGCGGGGUCGAGAACCCUCACUCUGCACAGAGGAGAUGAUCGCACCACGUUGUGCUAAAUUGGUCAAGCACCCUCGAGGCAGUCACGCAGUGCGACAACUGUCUCUGGAAGUGAAAGCACCAGAAAUCAAAUUAAGUCAUACGCAGCUGUCAUCCGUAUACAAGGAAGUAAGCACAAGAUGCGGAACACCCUUAGCAGGAUGCAGCGCACCCUUCAUGGGACUCGCCGAAUAUCCCACGGCGCUUCGCGCUUGGUGAUGUGAGAGCUUGGUCCGGUGAGAACCCGGCGUGCUCCGUCCCGGCUUUGUAGGGAUGCGAGGUCAAAGGUCUAACGACUACGGCAUGCACGACGAUGAGUACACCCAUGCUGCCCCUUCACGGGGUCCCAGUUCAUGGCAGAUAAAGUGUUUUGUGUUUUCAACCGCACUGAGACUGACGUCUUUUCAUCGGUCAGCCGGUCAGCGCGGUCGAUGCUAAUAAUAAAGAAACACACACACUUUUGAUGCAUCUUGCGAGCAAAGGUCGAUCUUCACCAUCACCAUCAGACACGUGGUAGCAGGCGCCCGGAAAAGUCGGAAGCCGAAAGCACAAGAAGCGAUAAGGAUGCCGAUGUAUAGCGCUUAUUUAUGUAGACGUCGGACAUAAGCCAAUCAAAGUCUCAAACACACCUGUUGCAGCAAUGUUUUUCUGGGGUUAUGCGUGUUAAGAUGUAGUCUACAGCAUAUGCGCCCUCUUACAAGUCAGCGCUGACUUGUAGCAGCGUGGAUGUAUGUGCUGUAUAUUUUAACAAAAGUACCACCGGGGUUCGAAUCCUUCGUGGACCACUUGUGACGCCUUUUUUUCGGAAAAGUCUGGGAUACGCCUGAGAGACAGUAUACAUUCCUGUCGUCCAAGUGAAGACACAUAUUCCCGCCUGUAAGUCGAUGAACCGCAUGGGGCAGCGCUGAUUACAAGGAUUAGACUACAACCCUGGGGUUUACCGAGGUCG